Molecule: messenger RNA, 1398 nt
Organism: Leptidea sinapis
Lineage: Eukaryota; Metazoa; Arthropoda; Insecta; Lepidoptera; Pieridae
Gene: Tsp2A
Product: tetraspanin-2A
Exons: 5
Coding region: 58-804 (248 amino acids)
Cellular component (GO): membrane
Source: RefSeq, a predicted model, not a curated record
UACAGUGCCAGUGGUUACUAGUCUGAACAAAGUUUAAAGCAGUGAGUUAUUGGUGUCAUGGUGGGUUUAGGCAGAGAGGGCCAAGGGCCGACCGUCGGGAAACUCGAAUCGCAGAUUUAUUGCAUCAAAUACACGCUGUUCUGCUUCAAUGUUGUUUUGUGGCUCUUUGGUUUGUCGAUAUUUGCUCUUUGCUUAUGGAUUUGCAUCGAGCCCGGCUUCAAUGAAUGGAUGAGGAUACUGGAAUUACAGAAAUACUUCAUUGGAAUAUAUAUCAUUCUGAUUGGGGCACUCGGUAUCAUGGCGGUGGCUUUCCUUGGAUGUGGUUCCGCUUUGAUGGAAAAUAUUCAAUUAUUAUACGCAUUUAUUUUGACACAAGGAAUCCUUUUUGUGUUUGGAUUAGUCGGUGCUUGUGUUGUCUUAGACUUCUCGACGUAUGACUCCAGCAUCCAACCAUUAAUCAAGGAUGUUAUCUUAAGACUCGUGAAUAACCCACAACACGAUGGCAGUCGGGAGAUCCUCAGGAUGGUACAAGAAGGAAUCGGUUGCUGUGGGGCUGAUGGUCCAAUGGACUUCAUAAACCUGAACAAACCGCUGCCAUCUGAAUGUCGGGACUCCGUCACUGGUAACGCCUAUUUUCAUGGGUGCGUUGAUGAGCUCACCUGGUACCUGGAGGGGAAGACAAGCUGGCUGGCCGGUAUUGUGCUUGCGUCCUGCAUGAUUUGUGUCGUGAAUGCUGUAAUGUCUUUAGUCCUCGUUCAAGCGGUCAAAAAGGAAGAAGAAGAAUCGAUAGCGUACAAGAAUUAACUUUUUUUUAUCUAUAUAUUUAGACCUAAUCUUUGUUUACUUAGCUUUUGGCCAUAGUUAAUUAGGUAAUCUGGCCACCAAUAGCAGAUGAACUGGGAAAGACAAAGUAGAAUCAAUUCUCUUGGUCUCUCUUUAUUAAAUAACACCUUUAAUAAAGAAUUCCUGUAUUUGUGUAUGUUAUUUGAAAUCAUAAUAUGUUAUUAGUUACAUAGAAUUUUUCAUAUUAUUUGUAAUUCGUAAGGAAAUAUUUUAUGAAUAUGAAAGAAUUAAGAUAAAACACAGUACAGUCAAAGAGUUUAAAAUCCAAUUCGGAUACAUUCAGCGAAUAUCAAUCAGUAUUGCAGUAAAUAACAGUUUCUGCUGUUUCAACAGAAUUGUUUGAAUUAAAAUUGAUAACGCUGAUGCUGUCAAACUCUUGCAAAGUGUAAUUCUAUCUUAUUCAAUGUCGCGCUGUCGCUACAAACAUAUUAAUAACAUUCACAUAAGUACUUUAUUUUUCGAACGUAAGAAAUAAUGGAUAUUCUUUGACGUAACCACCGCUUUUGUAUUAAGAAUUUUAUCUAGAUGAAAUAUGAAUAAAUUUAUUUUAUUUAA